AUGGAAAAGUCUGGAAGUCGCAAAUUCUUUGAUCGAUCCAUUUUCCAGGAUGGCCUCAUUUCAGCUGCAACUUGGACUGUUUCAUGCCCGGAUGUGGAGAUUCAAGGAGUGCUCUACCCGGUGGAUCCAAGGCUUCCCGGGCAACGGUUAACCCCGAGUGAUGCUAGCGCACCCCAGGGCUGGGAGGACUCCCUAGAGCUUCAACGGAGUCUCGUCCGACGAGAUAUGGAGUAUGCAGACUCGCCUCCAGCGACGGUGGAUGGGGAUCGGGCUGGGAGACUCAGGGGAAGUGAAACUGAGGCUCUCCGGAGGCAAUUCUCCAUCGACUCGGUUUAUCCGAGUGGUCUUCUUUGGCGGCAGGUGAAGUACUCUGAUGCACACGUGCGAAUGACUGCCCCAUCGCAGUUUCAGGGCUCGAUGCCAAAGCCAAUAAGCGGCUGGAUAUCUUUGCUGGUCGUGCCAGUGGUUACCAACCACGGAUGA
Penicillium argentinense is the source of this 483-nucleotide messenger RNA. RefSeq lists its product as uncharacterized. The record is from RefSeq and is a predicted model, not a curated record. Lineage: Eukaryota; Fungi; Ascomycota; Eurotiomycetes; Eurotiales; Aspergillaceae. The transcript has a single exon. The coding region runs from base 1 to 483 and encodes 160 amino acids.